AUGGAGGAAAAGAAAUGCAUUGAAUCUCUUGUUAUUUUGAGAACACGAGUGGAGCAGGAGCGGUUUCCAGUGGAGUGGCCCGUUAAAAGCAUACAGUUAAGCAAUAUUCAGCUGAAUGUGCAAACUGCAAUCUAUCGAGCUGGAGAGGACAUAAAAUGUGGGUGUUUGCAAAGUGAUCAUGAUGAUGUAGACACUGAAUGAUCAACAGUGAACUUGCUAUUUGGAGAUAAAUGACUGGAUGUGGUUCAGAGGAUGAUUGCUGCGGUUACUACUAGCUGGUUUAUUUUUGGGAUGGAAAUCAGCUGUUUGCGUGUCGAGACCCCGAGACUACCCUCUUGUUGAUGAAUAAGACACAAGGACACAGAUAUUAGGUUAAUGCUAUUGGGCAAAUUUAGGCCACAACUUUAUUGGUUACAGAAUGUGAGCAGUAUUGGCUUAGGCAUUGGAAUUGACCAGACUAUAUCUGACUCCUGCCCGUCAUGCAGGGAGUCCUGUAAGGGUCAACCACUGGUAGGGGGAGCCCUGUCGAUGCAAACCAAUUUUAGCUCCCUCUGGGUUCCUGACGGGUUCGUGGCAUGGCCCUAGCCCAGCUCCGGACUUCAGACAAGAUCCACACCCCCAGAUUCCUUUAACGGAAUACCCUUAAGCUUGGAGGGGCAGGUGAUGGCCACACCUCCCCUCCCCCAUCAUAAGAUCAACCAAUGCCGAACCGCCAAACCUUACAAAGUUGCGACGAUUGCUACGAGGUAGGUGAAAACCAAAUGGCCCAAACCAAUUUGCCAAGUGGAAGAAUUCCUACCAGGCCCCUCAACGGCAACCAACCGAGGUCCAUAGCAAGGCCAAAUUUGAAACCUGAGAAUAGGGAGGGAGGGCGGGGGAUCAAGGAAGUGAGCCAAGAGGAAGCUCUCCAGCUCACACCUCAGUUUAAAUGGGGCCCGGCCACCCCCCCCCCCCAGCCAGCAGAUUUGCUGGCAGGCGAAUGAUAUUUGCUGGGAACCUCUGGGGGAUGCAGGACUUCGUCCCCCGCCCCUGGAGGGGAGUGGGUGGCCACGUGGUCCACAACAACUCCUCCCCCACUGGGAAGAGGAGUGGAUUUGCAGUAUGUUCUGAUAUCUUUUAGGCACUUACGUCAAUAUAGCAGGUGGCCAUCUCUGGAGAAAUGUACAAUUUCUUUAAUGAGGCUGGUUGUUUAAGCGGGGCUGAGAAGCUUUGAUACUGCAGACUUCCAUCAACCCCAGCCAGCAAAGCCAGAAGUCAGAGAAGGUAAUAGACAUGGCUAACUUCGGUAGAUUAAUUUCAGUGGGUCUACUCUGAGUAGGAUUUAGUUGAAGACAACCCACAGUCAUGGCUCAUUGUUAUGCUUCUCAAGGAAGCAGGCAUGACAAAACAAAGAGUAGGAGCUUUUGCCUCAAUGCCAGGCUCUCUUGGCAUUGAGGAAAAGACCCGAUUGCCAUCUUAUUCUUCUGUUGCUCACUGUUUGCAUGCAAAACAGCUACAACAAAAAGCAUAUGCCAAUGUCUAAAGCAAGGAACCUGUGGCUUUCCAGAUGUUUUUGGAAUGGAAAUCCCAUCGUCCCUGGCCACUGGCUGGGUCUGAUUGGAGCUGGGAGUCCAGCCACAUCUGAAGAGCCAUAGGUCCAUCCCUGGAAUAAACAAUUCCUCAAAUAUGCAUUUUAGUGACAGAACUUGCUGCCAGCUUUCAGAUUUGUAUUAAGUCUGCCUAGGGCAUUGUGGUUCAACCUUUCCAGUACUAUGCCUACCCAAAGCAGUAGCAGGUUGUUAAGACAGCAAGCUUUUGCCUGGCAUCGUAUUCAAUAAUCAAGUUUUUCCUGUUUGAGCAACAUUUUUGGUCAUGGCAUCAGUUGGAGUACCUGUCAAAUAAUUGGUUGUACAGGAAACAAAAGCGUAGGAGGUGGCAAUUGCUCCUGGUACUUGUGUUUGAACUUCAUGGUAGUGAUCAGUCACUACUUUACCCUGCAGGACUCUCCUAAUGAAUUAAGAGUGAGCUUGUCAUUUCUAUUCAGACAGACAAUGAACUGCAUACAAAGGGGGAAGAACCACCCAUCACCUCGCUCUUUGUUUUAUUGUUUCGCAGACCCUCUGCAUGAUCUGGUAAGUUUUACACAACUUGAUGCUGUUUGCAGUAAUUUGUUUUUUCUUGGAGCAAUUUGUCAAUAGCACUAUCGCUAGCAAGAAGCCCUGACAUUCUGUUUUGAGCUCUUUUUUGGUGUUCCUGCCAGGGAAAUGACACUCCCAAUUUCUUGCUUUCCUCCUCAGGAUUUGUAGAACAGGUGUUUCAGCUUUUCUUCAAGCUGUUAUUACUUGGAAGUGAUUUUCUCCUCCUCCUAAAGUAAGCUGUUGGUGUUGUGGGGCCACGGACAACUUAUUUCUAUACUGAGCAUUUUUCAUUAGUGUUCCUCGUAGUUAAGAAAGCAUUUACGGUAUUUACAUAUUUUAUUAGCUGGUUGACCUCUGCCUGGCUUUCCAGAGAUUAGGCUCUGUAGAGGAGAGGAUAACUUUGAGAACUUGUCUUAAGAGGGGGGUGGAGGUAGGAAGUCUGGAGCAUUCCACUGUCCCAUUAGCUCAUGAGUGUCUAAAACAGGAGCUCCAGUAGAAAAGGUGGGGAGAGUGAAGAGGAUGAAUACUUGAAGCCAUUUCGGAGUAUCCAGAGAACAGAAGGUUUCUCUGCUGGUUGAGAGUUUGGGCCACUAGUAAAUCCUCCAUCCAAAUCUGUAGUAUGGCAUUUGGGCAUGCAAGUGGAGGACCGAAAGCCCACCCCCACUGUAAACAGUGUGCGUCUCUGGUCAGAAGGGUCAGCGAUAGCAGUAGCAGCUAGCAUAUACAUGUUUUAGCAAGAAUUGGCGCUGACCAAUGUUUGGCUCUUUCAGGUAGAAACCCAAUGCUGGUAGUGGAAGUUUACCUAUUAUUAUGCUAAUUCAUGUAUUCUAUUUGCAGCUGCUGCUUCCCAGUCAGUGCCAGGCCCCAGAAGUAAGGAGGGAAAGGCAAUACUUUAUUUUAAAGGAAAGAUGCUAGCGCACCCAAACCCAACACAACUAAGAAGGAAAUGCUAAAAAUGAACAAGUUUACAGCUGAUUAAAGUGCUUUGUUGAUGGGCAAGAGAGGGAAGGAACUAAAUUCACAUGAGCUGUAUGCUCUGGGCUAGAAUUCAUCAGCUCGCUGUGUAACCCACAUAAUGAGAUGAUUGGGGUGAUUUUGGUUGCACGCUCCCAUUCCUGAGUUUGAACAUGCUUCUGAGUCAUUCUGUGGCCUGUUUUUACAGGAAGUUAAAAGCACAGCCUGCCCUCCUUAUACUUUCUGAGAAAGAAAUUUCAGAGUUCAAGAGGGGGAGGGUUAAUGAAGUUGUUUUGGCUGAGAGUAGAGCAUAAGUACCUUCUUUCCGUGAAAAUUAAAAACCAGAGCAUGCUUGCCUUCACAGAGGGUACUUCCAGAAAAUGGGUAGCAGUGGCAAGGAAAAGGUAAGAUUGCCUAGAUGCUUGACCUAAUAUUUGUCUGAACUUUGGCUGGUCAUACCCAGGGACACUUUUCUCAUGUUCCUCUUUUUCAGACCUAAGAGAACAUGAUUUUCCUAACAUCCCAAUAUUAUGCUUAUUUGCUCAGAAAUAAAACCUGCAACCCUUUGGUUCUAUAAAAGGCAAAGGCAUGUGUUCAGUGGGGGGAGGGGAGGCACACAACACAAACACAACCUAGCAGCAUGUGCUAAAGGUUGGUUAUUUGUAUUGUACUAAAGUCGAUGGGGCUACAUAACUUGAAGAAUUUUCUUUAAGUUACAAAUGAGGUAGAAUGGAAGGGCAAUGUAAUAUUUCAUUUUAAAUACAAUCUGCACUAAAAAAAGAGAGCAAGAAACGCAACUGAACUUUGAAAAAACGUAUGUCCAAACUGUGUCUGUUAAGAACUACAAUGAAUACGUUUUCCCCCCUUUUUGUUUCACAAAUGCAGUUAUUUAUUUAUAACAUAUUAAAAUAUAAAACAUUGUCUAUCUGAUCAAUUUUACAUAGAAAAUAUGAAUACAGUAAUAAAAUACUGAAAAUAUUUGAAGCACCAGAACAUUAAGAGCAUUAAUUGGCAUAUGCUUAUGAAUAUAUUCUGAAAACAUUUAACAAAGUGAAAUUAAAUCUAAUCCAACUCACUGAUAAGCAUUUUAAAAAAUAAUAAUUUGAGACUAGAAUUAUUCUAUAUUUUGUACUUACAGUUGACUUGCUGA
Podarcis lilfordi (Lilford's wall lizard) is the source of this 4221-nucleotide messenger RNA. Lineage: Eukaryota; Metazoa; Chordata; Lepidosauria; Squamata; Lacertidae. The record is from the annotation of a GenBank genome assembly.